CUCCGGUUUUAAAUGUGCCGAGCAUUAGCGAGCCGCAGCCCCAGCUAUAAACUUCAACCGGCCACAAGAGUGUGCACGUGAGAUGACUGCAAUUUUUUCCUGCCAAACCAGAAUUAGCCGGUAUAGGAAUGAACAAGCUUGGAGAUUUGAAAUUGCACCGAUUGGAAGAAAGCCCGGGUUAGGUUCGGGCACCUCCAAACGUACCCUUUUUAAAGCCACACGGACUGAGGCCUGGAGCUCGAAGUUCCACGAAACGCUCCCCUGGCCUGGCAGCGAGCGGCAGAGGAGCCCGGGGGCCGGGCACCGAGCGCACGGAGCCGGCCGGAGAGCCGAGCCGCAGCCACCCGCAUCUCCAUCCAGGAUGCUGGGCGACAUUGCCGCAGCUCUCUACGCCCAGCCGCUCAGGGGGCUCCGAGGCAAGCAGCAAGUUCGGGGGUCGGGGCCGGGAGCCGAGUGAGGCGGCAGCCCCGCGAACCGCGGGCGAAAAUCUUGGAAAAUGUAUACAAGUCAUGAAGAUAUUGGGUAUGAUUUUGAAGAUGACCCCAAAGAUAAGAAGACACUUAAGCCCCACCCAAACAUUGACAGCGGAUGGGCUUGGAUGGUGGUUCUUUCCUCCUUCUUUGUGCACAUCCUCAUCAUGGGCUCCCAGAUGGCCCUGGGAGUCCUCAACGUGGAAUGGCUUGAAGAAUUCCAUCAGAGCCGCGGUCUGACCGCGUGGGUCAGCUCCCUCAGCAUGGGCAUCACCUUGAUUGUGGGACCUUUCAUCGGCUUGUUUAUUAACACCUGUGGGUGUCGCCGGACGGCAAUAAUCGGAGGGCUGGUGAACUCGCUCGGCUGGGUACUGAGCGCCUAUGCCGCCAAUGUGCAUUAUCUCUUUAUUACCUUUGGAGUGACAGCUGGCUUUGGAAGCGGGAUGGCCUACCUGCCGGCCGUGGUCAUGGUGGGGAGGUACUUCCAGAAGAGACGCGCCCUGGCCCAGGGCCUCAGCACCACCGGGACGGGGUUCGGCACCUUCCUCAUGACAGUUUUGCUCAAGUACUUGUGCGCCGAGUACGGAUGGCGGAAUGCAAUGUUCAUCCAAGGAGCCGUGUCCUUAAACCUGUGUGUCUGCGGGGCGCUCAUGAGGCCCCUCUCUCCUGGGAAAGGCCAGAACGACCCGGGAGGGAAAGAUCCGCAGGUCGUGCUGGCUCACUCCCCUGGAUCUAAGUCAAGUGGACCGCUGGGCGGAGCGGAAGAGAAGGGUGGCGGGCCCGGGAACGGGAAUGGGAACGAGGAGACCGUGGGCGACCUCCCAGGCCAGGCGUGCCAGGAGAAGGCGGGGCACAGACAGAACUUGUGCGCCUUGCGGGUGCUGAAGACGGCCAGCCAGCUGACCGUGAGAGUCAGGAGGGGCUUCCGGGACUGGUACUCCGGCUAUUUUGGGACAGCCUCGCUCUUUACCAAUCGAAUGUUUGUCGCCUUUAUUUUCUGGGCUCUGUUCGCAUACAGCAGCUUUGUCAUUCCUUUCAUCCACCUCCCAGAAAUAGUCAAUUUGUAUAACUUGUCGGAACAAAACGAUGUUUUCCCUCUGACUUCAAUUAUAGCAAUAGUGCAUAUCUUUGCAAAAGUGAUCCUGGGCAUUGUGGCCGACCUACCUUGCAUCAGCGUUUGGAAUGUCUUCCUGAUGGCCAACUUCACCCUUGUCCUCAGUAUUUUUAUUCUGCCACUGAUGCACACCUACGCUGGCCUGGCCGUCAUCUGUGCACUGAUAGGCUUUUCCAGCGGUUAUUUCUCCCUAAUGCCUGUGGUGACCGAAGACUUGGUGGGGAUUGAGCACCUGGCCAACGCUUACGGCAUCAUCAUCUGUGCCAAUGGCAUCUCCGCGCUGCUGGGACCCCCUUUCGCAGGCUGGAUCUAUGACAUCACAGAAAAAUAUGAUUUUUCCUUCUACAUAUGUGGCUUACUUUACAUGGUAGGAAUACUCUUUUUACUCAUUCAACCGUGUAUUCAAAUGAUAGAACAAUCCAGAAAAAAAUACAUGGAUGGCGCCCAUGUUUAGCAUCAUGUUCUGUUUCCUGUAAGGUUUCUUUGGGGUACCCACGCCUACCUCCCAUGGUUGCUGUGAGGAGCCCUUGACCUUGUGGGGAAGCGCUUUGUAUGGUAACCAGCACUGUCAUUUGUAAAUGCCGUGGUCACGGCUGCGUUUGAAAGCAGCACUGCCCUUCCGUUUGGGGAGAAGAGAGGCUGGAAAGGUGUGAAAGACUACAUACAUUUUAGAGAUGACGAUGUCCUUCAAAGAUGGCCUGUUAAAUACUUGGUAGAAAUGCCCUUACAAAAACCAUUCUCUCUCGUCACCCACUGGGACUAAGCUUUUAGAUACAGCUUUUGAAACAAAGACAAGGAAUAAAAUCUUUUCAACUCAUCUACUCUUUCUGCGGUGAAAAUAAAUGAUCUAAAUGCUUCCGGAAAGCUUCUGGAUAAAUGGGUUCCAAGCACAAGCACAUGAUCAGCCUUCAGAACUGGUUCAGGGAGCUGUUGAUCUCCUAGUGAAAAGCAAAGGCAGGCUCUGAUUUCACAGGUAAUACGCUUAGUGCAAUGAACGAAACACAGUUUAUAUUUUUAUGAAAGAAUUCUGCAGCUAGAAGUAACAGUUUUUCAAUCGUCCUCUAAGAAAAGCCUCUGCCAUCAAUCCUAAUUUAGUAGUAUUUAGUUGUAAACUGACUCUUAAGACAAAACCUACAGAAAUAAUAAUGACUUCCUUAGCAAAAAGUUGUAUUUGUCAUGCAAACAUUCAAUCAAGGGCUAUGAUUCAAGCACUUUUAUUCAUAUCAUUAGCCUCUUCGUUUAUGAGCAUGGUCUGGGGUUUAUAAAAGUUUUUUUCCGAGUUUCUCCUGCCCAAUAAAUAAAACAGAGAAGGAACUGCUGGUUGAUAUACAAAGUCAGCAGUUAAAUCAUCUGUGGAGUGUGUUACUGAUACAAAAUGUGAGACUAUCAAGUUGCAAGAGUCGUAAACGGAAGGCCCUCAGCCUGGACGUCUGUGCAGCCGACAUUGGAGUAGGCGGUAACCGGUAGCGCUUCUCCGGGGCCUCCCGUUACAUAGACCAUCCGUCUGCCUGAGCUCGACAUGGUUUUAACAGUGGUUCUCUUGAUUGAUUGCAUACACAAGAUAACUGUAAUCCAUGACAUCUCCAUGACAUCAAAUGAUGCUCUUCCUUUAUCUGAGAUCUCUAUUUUUCUAAGCCAAACAGUUUUCAGCCUGCAGAAUGUUCUUCCCCAGAAUCAUUUGGAAAUUUCUGGCUGCCUUACUUGUUGACACAUAUUUUAGAACUAUUUCAAUUUCUACUCACAAUUUGCUCAUCACACACACACAAAUCCUUUCAUAUCAUUGCCCAUGUCUUGGGUCAAAUUUAUCUGAAGUGAGCACAGACCAUUCUCAAUUAUCCUUGGUAAUUCGAGGCAGGAAUUGUACUAACAAUUGGAAUCACAGAGUGUUACCCCAAGCUUUGUUCUAGCCAAGAGUUUCAGAUUUUUCCUCCCCAAACCCUUCAGAGCUCUUAACGAGGGAUUAUGGACAAGCUUACUUUUUCUUCCAUCUCCAUUAUUUCCUGCUCUAAUGCCUAGUGGGAGGGGUUGUAUAAUCAAAGGGACCACCAAACUCACAAUAAUAAUUAAGGCAGCUAAUGGAAAGGAGAAACAAAAGCAUGGUUAGUAUACACACUCAAUAUUACCUCUAAUGACUAGAGAAUCGCCUGGAAAUUGUUAUAGAUAAUAAAUUGCAUGUCAUUCUCCAUUUGGUUCAACAUAAUGACCUAUUUGUUAUCAUUACAGCUUUGGCUGCUGUUUAAGAAUCCAGCUGUCUGUUUUGAUAAAGGUACUCUUAAAUCCUGUGGCAAUGCUCUCUCUCUCUCUCUCUCUAUUUACUAUAAAAUCAGAUAAUUACACCAAGAACACAUGUGUGUUUUAAAACUGACUACACGACUUCCAUGACUUUCAUUUUCAGAUAACACCAAAUUAAGUGUUUUGAAUGGUGCUAGAGCCAGUGCGUUCUGAUGCGUGCGCUGCUGGCCGCGCAUCGUAAACAGGAACUUUCCCUCCAGUUCCCCGCUUUCGUUCCACCCAACUUAGAUCUGCAUACCUGCAGUCUAGACAGGUGUUCGUUGACUCUGCACUGACCGGAUGGUGAUUUCUACCGAAUCAGAAGUUCCUAUUUUACAAAAACAGUAAAACCUGCUUGCAAUAUUCAUGUAGACAACAGAAUAAAAGAGAAUGUCUAUGAGGAAUUACAGCAAAUGUAUGAAUACUUCCUGUUAAAACUAUGCUAUUCUUUACAGUUCUUUGACGAUAUUAUAAAGGGUUAGUUGUCUAUUUAUACCAUGUGCUUUCUAGUGUUCCCCUCGCAUAUCUAAGUCAUUUUUAUUUACAUACGAUGAAAUAAAUUUUGUCCUCUUUAAAGAUGA
Messenger RNA from Ailuropoda melanoleuca (giant panda), 4436 nucleotides. RefSeq names its product solute carrier family 16 member 14 (gene SLC16A14). The record is from RefSeq and is a predicted model, not a curated record. Gene Ontology annotation, molecular function: monocarboxylic acid transmembrane transporter activity. NCBI's taxonomy places the organism in Eukaryota, Metazoa, Chordata, Mammalia, Carnivora, Ursidae. Gene Ontology annotation, biological process: monocarboxylic acid transport; transmembrane transport. Bases 497 to 2038 code for a protein of 513 amino acids. The transcript is spliced from 5 exons.